Messenger RNA from Knipowitschia caucasica, 960 nucleotides. Lineage: Eukaryota; Metazoa; Chordata; Actinopteri; Gobiiformes; Gobiidae. The record is from the annotation of a GenBank genome assembly.
AUGUCGCAGCUGUAUUACCGCCGCACCGACAGCUCCUCGUACCGUGACCGCAUCCCGCUGAGGAUCGUACGAGCGGAGUCGGAGCUGUCACCGCUGGAGAAGGCCUAUCUGGGCGCCGUGGAGAAGGGAGACUAUGGCAGCGUCAAACAGGCCCUGCAGGAAGCAGAAAUCUACUUCAAGAUCAACAUAAACUGCAUCGACCCGCUGGGCCGCACGGCGCUGCUCAUCGCCAUCGAGAACGAGAACCUGGAGAUCAUCGAGCUCCUGCUCAGCUUCAACGUCUACGUCGGCGACGCCCUGCUCCACGCCAUUCGCAAAGAGGUGGUGGGCGCCGUGGAGCUGCUGCUGAACCAUAAGAAGCCAAGCGGAGGCAUGCAGGUUCCUCCGAUCCUAUUGGACAAACAGUUCUCAGACUUCACCCCCGACAUCACCCCCAUCAUCCUGGCAGCGCACACCAACAACUACGAGAUCAUCAAACUGCUUGUGCAGAAGGGAGUGUCCAUGCCCCAGCCACACGAGGUGCGUUGUAACUGCGUGGAGUGUGUGUCCAGCUCCGACGUGGACAGUCUGAGACAUUCUCGCUCUCGCCUCAACAUCUACAGAGCCCUGUCCAGCCCCUCGCUCAUCGCCCUCUCCAGCGAAGACCCCUUCCUCACCGCCUUCAGGCUGAGCUGGGAACUGCAGGAGCUGAGCAAGGUGGAGAAUGAGUUUAAGUCAGAGUACGAGGAGCUGUCUCAUCAGUGUAAGCAGUUUGCCAAAGACCUGCUGGACCAGACUCGCAGCUCCAGAGAACUAGAGAUGAUCCUGAACUACAAGGACGACCACAACCUGCUGGAGGAGGACGGAAACGACCUCGCCCGCCUCAAACUGGCCAUCAAGUACCACCAGAAAGAGGUGAGCGCCCCCUACAGGCCUGCAGACCAAGGCACAAUAGAGAGAAUACAGAGAGUAUCAGGCUGA